CACGCAUCAGUAUAAGUCAGUGCUGCUAGCUUCAUGAUCGCUCUAUCUACAGCUUUUUCAGCUGGUCGCUUCCUGUGGGUUCCCUGGAUACGUGUUUGGUACUUGGCACGAGUGGAGGACGUUCGUGACGUCGAAUGUGGUGAUCCUGGAGAUGUAAAGCUGUUGGUUCACGUACAUGGCGAGCAAUUCACGAAAGACAAGUGGAUCACUGUACACCGAAAUGACUCGACUGCAGCUCACUCACUACGACUACUCCAGGUGUUGCCUACUGCAUUCACAGGUAUCGGCUCGUUCCCAACCGUAGGAAACCACGUUCAGCUUCUCGUCAUGGAUCACGAUAUUGUUCAGCGAAUUGUAUCUCGAUGCAGUAACGAGGACCCUAAUAAUGUCGAAGUACCGACACUUGUGGGGAUUGUAGUCAAGGUGCUACCUGCACGAGACGCGUCAUUAGUAGACGUGGCAUAUCCCACAGAACUUGUAGAUAAAGUACAGUGGCAGCGCGUCCAGAUCAGCAACGGAUACAUUAACAUGAUCUCAGAAUCUCGCUUCCUCGAGCUUCAACAGCAAUUAUCUCUCGCCAUUGGAGCUUCUUAUCACUAAGACACCAAGAACAUUCGAAGAACUCAACAUAAUUUCUAUUCAUCCGGUCCAUUCCCAGACAUCUAUUGCGUUCUCCUUACAGGUCGUUGUUUAUACUUCCACUUCGCUUACGCGUCGGAGAACUCGAGCGUUUGAUCGAGUAAUUUGCUUUGGUUUUGACUGGAGCGCCGUAUGCGAACUUGCGAAUAUCAGUACGUGGAGUGGAGCGGAAGUCCAGGUCUUCGUCGUCAUCCAGAGCGAAUUCCUCCAGAUCGUCC
Messenger RNA from Phytophthora nicotianae INRA-310, 857 nucleotides. RefSeq lists its product as hypothetical. Lineage: Eukaryota; Oomycota; Peronosporomycetes; Peronosporales; Peronosporaceae. The transcript is spliced from 2 exons. Bases 34 to 600 code for a protein of 188 amino acids. The record is from RefSeq and is a predicted model, not a curated record.